Molecule: messenger RNA, 3975 nt
Organism: Klebsormidium nitens
Lineage: Eukaryota; Viridiplantae; Streptophyta; Klebsormidiophyceae; Klebsormidiales; Klebsormidiaceae
Source: the annotation of a GenBank genome assembly
AUGGCUGCUUCCCUGAGUAAUGCUGAACAGACAGGCCCGAUUGUGGCAGGGCAGUCCUCGGACAAGGAUGCCCAUGUCGAUCAAGCUGUCCCAGGGGAUGAGAGUUGGCCUCUUCAGCCUGCUGGUCCUGCUGAAGACUGUGAGGCGUGCAGAGAAGGGGAGAACCCAGGGAUUCCAGCAGUUUGGCUCUGCAAGGAUUGCGAGUUGCCGCUCUGUGGAAGUUGCUGGGAGGGCCUGCACAGAGUGGGCCGCAACAAGGCUCACGAGAGGGUUGUUAUUGAGCAGCCCACGAUCCCCUGCGAGGGUGUUGAAGAGGACGAGCCCUGCAUCUAUCGCAAUGCCGUUGAAGCGUACUGCAGUGAUUGCGAUCAGCUGUUGUGCGGCGGCUGCUGGAAAACUCUUCAUGGCAAAGGGACUCGCAAGUGCCACUGCCGCCUGCCCGUCGCUGAGGCGGAGAGGCUCAGGGAACAGGCUCUAGCUGCAAAGGGAGAGAACAAGAAUGGCCUUUGCCACUUCGCAGAAUUCAAUGCAGCGAAGGCUUCCGCUUGGGUUGUGCGCGCUAGCAGUCUCAAUAAAACCCAGAUAGGGGCCACUAAGCGCAGCCUUGUUGCUUUUGGCUUCACCGUUACCAAGACUGCAAAGUCUGAAGCAGUGGGCGGUGCUAUCAGCCAGAGGUAUCAGAAGGUGAUGCAGGGUUGGAGCCCGAAGGUGUCGUCGGAAGUGACCCUCAUAGUUGGCAGCGAGGGGCCCGUUCCUCGGCAGCCGGAGGAGUCCUCUCUACACUACGACACAGAGACAGUCAGGUUGUACGCCCAGGAGCGCUUUGCAAUCCGCCAGGAGCUGGGAGCAUUGAAGCAAGGCGUCACUGUCACAAAUGGGGGGAAAGACGGCUCGCAUCUGGACAAGGUUGGGGCGCUGGAAGGGGCCCUCAAGGCUGCCGUGAAGGCUGGGGAAGCUGUGGAGUACGGGGAUCACCGCAGAGCCAUCCAAAGGCUGCGGACAGCGCUUGCAAACGACGUUCUUCUCUUGGUGGCAUUCCAGGACCGCAUGAAGCACCUCGAGCCGGUUGCGGUGUACGUCCGCUCCCCUGACUUCCUCCGGUUCGCCUACGAGAUGGUCAAGGAGUCUGAACUUCUCGAGGCGGAGCUUUUCUCGCUCAAGCAGCGCCUCGAAUCUGUUGCUGAGAAGAUCGAGUCGCAGAAUGAGGCUGCCAAGGCCGGACUGGGAAGAGUCGCUGGGCGGCCUGCACAGGCAAAGACAGCUGCCGUUGGCGUCCAGGGCAGCAAGGCACCUGGGAAGAAGGGCAGGAGUUCUGCAACGAGCACAGCAGCUCUGGCAGGUGCAGGCGGAAAAGAGGAAACUUCAGGACCAGCUGGCAGCGCUCAACAAGCAGGGGCCAGGGGAGGGGAAACGGAGGCGAGAGGGGGUGCUGGUGAGAACGAUUGGGUGGAGAUUCUAAAGGGGCUGUCGUUUGGGGAGAGAGAAUUGGAGGGUUUGGACCUGAAGUUUGCGGUUGAAGAGGCUAUUUUGAGCGAGGGGUGGUGUGGGGCAGAGGUGUGUUGCCUGGUGGCUUCUGUUUGGGUCUGGCAGCAGCGGGGUCUGUGGCAGCGUUUUCCAAUUGCGCUUUGCUGCGAGGGGGUAGGGGUGCUGAAAAAUCGAACAGCGGAAGAGUUGAGGAGAAAGUGGAGAGAACUUGUUGCCGGGCGAUUCAGGCCCGCCGUGUUUGUAGAGAAUAGGUAUAAGCAGGAAAUGAAAGUCUUGGCGGACAAGAGCGAGAAGAUCGGAGAAGGGGUGUACAUCAAUCGGGCGCUGGAGGAGUCGGUGGCGCUCGAUGAGACCAUCAGAGUGUUCGAGCAGCUCCUCGAGGAGGUUGCUUCCACUCAGCAGCUGUGGACAGCCAAGAAAGAGAGUGUUGCGGAAUGGGCCAAACCCUGGGCCCGCGUCGCCGGUGACGCAGCAAAGCUUACUGUUCUUCUAGAGAUCAGUUCUGCAAUCAGUUUGGCCGAAUCAAGGUUUUUCAGUCUCUCCGAUGCGCACACGUUCGCCCAGCAAAGCUAUGCUGAGAUGGACCUUCGCUACCCCUUCCAAGCCAAGCCCAGCAACCUGUUGGACUGCCUUCUGCGCUAUCUCCCCAUCAUCUCCGUCACAGUGACUGUAGAUUCAAGCGAGGUUCAGCUCUGUGCUAGGCCUCUCCAGAGUGAUGCGUUCAUCCGCCAGUUUGCCACCCUCGCUAGGCAGCUUCAGGAGAAGUCUCAGGAAACCCGGAAUAGAGUGAGAGAGCUACCAGUGCAAAAGUACAUAACGUUUCUGGACACAGAAAAGGACAGGAGGGUUUUUAAAGGAGUUGUGGCCCAGCUGACCAGUCCCGAGUUCGUUCAAAAAGAGUUUGGGUGGAGGACAGGGAGCGUGGCCGCCAUAGUGGCGGAACUAGAAGGCAUGGCCACCUAUCUAGGAUCGCUCGACGUCCUCUUUCGUGCGGCAACCAGCAGUGAGACGCCGCGGCGAAAGAAGAAGGCAGCAGCGCGCGCGGAGCUGAAGGCAACGCGCUUUCUGCUGCGGAAGGGGGCAGCCGGUGGGAGGCCGAGCCUGCUCACAAAAUACUCGUGUUGCCUCGGGCCCCUGAUUGAGCGGCUCCUUGAGGAGCUGGACUAUGGGGGGAAGGCGGAGCGCCGGCGGCAAGACGCCUCCCUGCACCAUGGGGGCCGGUCGUCGCUGGACAUCAUCUGGCCCCGCGUGCUGCAGACACCCUGCUGCCGAACCGGGGAUUGCAUCGAGAUCUCGCGGGCGACGCUGCACCGUGCCUUCAAUCCUGCCCGGAAGCGUCCUCCUUUUGCCCUGCUUUUUGAGGUGCGUCCGGACGAGAAAGAGGCCAACGUGGACGCGAAGUACUCGCACGUGGCCUGGCGAAUGCAUCAGGAUGCCGGCUUCUCGCGGGCGUGCGCAACUCUGGUGGCUGGCGACGACCAUGCAAAGCUGAAGGCGGACGUCUCCACGUCGACGGGCAAGCACCGCGUGUUCCACAUCGCCACCAACAAGAAGGUCGCCCCAGACCACGACGCCCGCUCCAAAACCCCCGACAGCAACAUCAUCAUCGACAGCAUCGUCCGCCUCAGCCUGGACACGCGUAUGAACGCGGAGCGGCUCGAGGGACGGAGGGCGCCGCUCGUGCACCACGGGGGGAAGCAGGUCCUGGUCAGCAGAAACGGGGGGGUCCCUUUUGCGGUUCUCCAAGCGGAGAAGUACAGCCCGUCCACCGCCGCACAAAAGGUUAACAACCUCGCACAGCUGCGGGCCCUAGACCUAGAGGCCUGGGACCGGUGCUCCUUCUCCCUCUUCACGGACAAAGGGGCGGACAGGAACCCGGAGUUCUUCGAGGUCAUCCUCUGUGAGCUCAUCUUCCUCCAAACCUUCGGGUUGUGCUACCUGUCGCACGUCACCCACGCCGGCGGGCUGAGCGCCUUCAACACGGCACCGGAGCGCCUCAACGGGGAAGAAACUCUAGCGAUCUGCAACGUUCCGAUUGACUCUCAGGCGUACGGGGCGGCUGUAGACGUGUCAACGGGGCAAGUCGAUGCGGAUCUCGUGCGGAAGAAUCUCGAGCACGAGUUGGACGAGGUCGCCCUCCGGCUGGAGAACGCAGAGUUCUGUGGCCGGCUGCUGACGGUGGUAAAGGCGGCGGCGAUGGAGUGCGGGGGAAAGUGCGUGGGGGCUUGCACGUGCGAGCUGGGGUUUAUAAACGAGGAGGAGCGGCUGGCCCUCCGGGCGUUCUACAAGGCGAGCGCACGUGCGAGGGCGACCUGGGAACCUGCGCGGCAGCGCGAGCGCUUCGCGCUCCUCGUUGGGUUCCUCUCCUGCGAGCGGCACACGCUGCUGACCAAGUACUCGUUGGAGUUUCGCGCCUGCUUCGAUGAGGCGUGCGAGUUCAAGUGCAUGGACCGCUUCCAGAAUCCGCGUGUAACGAUUACGACUGGUUAA